AUGAAGGCGGUGGUCGCGCUGGCACUGCUCUGCUGUCUGGCAACAACCCUGGUAUCAGCUGACGAGAUGGUGGUGGAAUUACCGAUCAAACGCGCUCGGCUACUCAAUUUGCUGGGUUCCAAUCGUCGCUUCACAGCCCCGUUCGCGAAAUCUGUUGACAAAAAGGUGGAAAACCGGCCGCUCUACGCCUUGCUUUGUCGUCAUGGAAAGUGC
Molecule: messenger RNA, 213 nt
Organism: Mesorhabditis spiculigera
Lineage: Eukaryota; Metazoa; Nematoda; Chromadorea; Rhabditida; Rhabditidae
Source: the annotation of a GenBank genome assembly